Homo sapiens (human) is the source of this 4136-nucleotide messenger RNA. RefSeq names its product thymopoietin (gene TMPO). The transcript is spliced from 9 exons. Gene Ontology annotation, cellular component: nuclear membrane; cytoplasm; chromosome. The record is from RefSeq and is marked reviewed. Gene Ontology annotation, molecular function: DNA binding; lamin binding. The coding region runs from base 279 to 1643 and encodes 454 amino acids. NCBI's taxonomy places the organism in Eukaryota, Metazoa, Chordata, Mammalia, Primates, Hominidae.
GAAGCAGGCUGCUCGCCUCCUGCCUGUAGUGUGUGGGCUGGGGUUGGUGCGAGCUUCCAGCUUGGCCGCAGUUGGUUCGUAGUUCGGCUCUGGGGUCUUUUGUGUCCGGGUCUGGCUUGGCUUUGUGUCCGCGAGUUUUUGUUCCGCUCCGCAGCGCUCUUCCCGGGCAGGAGCCGUGAGGCUCGGAGGCGGCAGCGCGGUCCCCGGCCAGGAGCAAGCGCGCCGGCGUGAGCGGCGGCGGCAAAGGCUGUGGGGAGGGGGCUUCGCAGAUCCCCGAGAUGCCGGAGUUCCUGGAAGACCCCUCGGUCCUGACAAAAGACAAGUUGAAGAGUGAGUUGGUCGCCAACAAUGUGACGCUGCCGGCCGGGGAGCAGCGCAAAGACGUGUACGUCCAGCUCUACCUGCAGCACCUCACGGCUCGCAACCGGCCGCCGCUCCCCGCCGGCACCAACAGCAAGGGGCCCCCGGACUUCUCCAGUGACGAAGAGCGCGAGCCCACCCCGGUCCUCGGCUCUGGGGCCGCCGCCGCGGGCCGGAGCCGAGCAGCCGUCGGCAGGAAAGCCACAAAAAAAACUGAUAAACCCAGACAAGAAGAUAAAGAUGAUCUAGAUGUAACAGAGCUCACUAAUGAAGAUCUUUUGGAUCAGCUUGUGAAAUACGGAGUGAAUCCUGGUCCUAUUGUGGGAACAACCAGGAAGCUAUAUGAGAAAAAGCUUUUGAAACUGAGGGAACAAGGAACAGAAUCAAGAUCUUCUACUCCUCUGCCAACAAUUUCUUCUUCAGCAGAAAAUACAAGGCAGAAUGGAAGUAAUGAUUCUGACAGAUACAGUGACAAUGAAGAAGACUCUAAAAUAGAGCUCAAGCUUGAGAAGAGAGAACCACUAAAGGGCAGAGCAAAGACUCCAGUAACACUCAAGCAAAGAAGAGUUGAGCACAAUCAGAGCUAUUCUCAAGCUGGAAUAACUGAGACUGAAUGGACAAGUGGAUCUUCAAAAGGCGGACCUCUGCAGGCAUUAACUAGGGAAUCUACAAGAGGGUCAAGAAGAACUCCAAGGAAAAGGGUGGAAACUUCAGAACAUUUUCGUAUAGAUGGUCCAGUAAUUUCAGAGAGUACUCCCAUAGCUGAAACUAUAAUGGCUUCAAGCAACGAAUCCUUAGUUGUCAAUAGGGUGACUGGAAAUUUCAAGCAUGCAUCUCCUAUUCUGCCAAUCACUGAAUUCUCAGACAUACCCAGAAGAGCACCAAAGAAACCAUUGACAAGAGCUGAAGUGGGAGAAAAAACAGAGGAAAGAAGAGUAGAAAGGGAUAUUCUUAAGGAAAUGUUCCCCUAUGAAGCAUCUACACCAACAGGAAUUAGUGCUAGUUGCCGCAGACCAAUCAAAGGGGCUGCAGGCCGGCCAUUAGAACUCAGUGAUUUCAGGAUGGAGGAGUCUUUUUCAUCUAAAUAUGUUCCUAAGUAUGUUCCCUUGGCAGAUGUCAAGUCAGAAAAGACAAAAAAGGGACGCUCCAUUCCCGUAUGGAUAAAAAUUUUGCUGUUUGUUGUUGUGGCAGUUUUUUUGUUUUUGGUCUAUCAAGCUAUGGAAACCAACCAAGUAAAUCCCUUCUCUAAUUUUCUUCAUGUUGACCCUAGAAAAUCCAACUGAAUGGUAUCUCUUUGGCACGUUCAACUUGGUCUCCUAUUUUCAAUAACUGUUGAAAAACAUUUGUGUACACUUGUUGACUCCAAGAACUAAAAAUAAUGUGAUUUCGCCUCAAUAAAUGUAGUAUUUCAUUGAAAAGCAAACAAAAUAUAUAUAAAUGGACUUCAUUAAAAUGUUUUUGAACUUUGGACUAGUAGGAGAUCACUUUGUGCCAUAUGAAUAAUCUUUUUUAGCUCUGGAACUUUUUGUAGGCUUUAUUUUUUUAAUGUGGGCAUCUUAUUUCAUUUUUGAAAAAAUGUAUAUGUUUUUUGUGUAUUUGGGAAACGAAGGGUGAAACAUGGUAGUAUAAUGUGAAGCUACACAUUUAAAUACUUAGAAUUCUUACAGAAAAGAUUUUAAGAAUUAUUCUCUGCUGAAUAAAAACUGCAAAUAUGUGAAACAUAAUGAAAUUCAGUAAGAGGAAAAGUAACUUGGUUGUACUUUUUGUAACUGCAACAAAGUUUGAUGGUGUUUAUGAGGAAAAGUACAGCAAUAAUCUCUUCUGUAACCUUUAUUAAUAGUAAUGUUGUUGUAGCCCUAUCAUACUCACUUUUUAAGACACAGUAUCAUGAAAGUCCUAUUUCAGUAAGACCCAUUUACAUACAGUAGAUUUUUAGCAGAGAUCUUUUAGUGUAACAUACAUAUUUUAGAGAAUUGUUGGCUAGCUGUACAUGUUUUGAAAAGCUGUUUAGCUAGCUAUAAGGCUAUAAUUGGAAAUUUGUAUUUUUUAUUUACAGCAAAACAUUUAUUCAGUCAUCCAGUUUGCUACCAAAAUAUGUUUUAGAUAAGUGUGUGUAUGUUUGUUUAGAAGUUAGAAAUUGUAAACACUGGUCUUAUGUUUCAUUUGGAUUCAUUAUUGCAUUGUCUUGUUACCAGAAACAAAUUUUGCCGAGCUUUUUUUGCCCUAUAUUUCCCAGCAUAAUUUGAUUAGAAAGUACAAAAAGGGCCAGGCGCGGUGGCUUACGCCUGUAAUCCCAGCACUUUGGGAGGCCAGGGCGGGUGGAUCACGAGGUCAAGAGAUCAAGACCAUCCUGGCCAACAUGGUGAAACCCCGUCUCUACUAAAAAUACAAAAAAAUUAGCUGGGCGUGAUGAUGUGCGCCUGUAGUCCUGUCUACUAGGGAGACUGAGGCAGGAGAAUCGUUUGAACCCAGGAGGCAGAGGUUGCAGUGAGCAGAGAUUACGUCACUGCACUGUAGCCUGGCGACAGAGCAAGACUCCAUCUCAAAAAAAAUAAAAAAGUACAAAAAGUACUUGCUUUUAUAUUACAUCAUAAGCAGUAGUUAAUAAAGUUGUAUACUCUUAAGAGGUGGGCAUUAUGAUUAUUUUUUAUUUUUUUAUUUUUUAUGAGAUGGAGUCUCACUCUUGUCACCCAGACUGUAGUGCAGUGGCACGAUCUGGGCUCGAUGCAACCUCUGCCUCCCAGGUUCAAGCAAUUUUCCUGCCUCGGCAGAGACGGGGUUUCACCAUGUUGGCCAGGCUGGUCUCGAACCCCUGACCUCAAGUGAUCAGCCCACCUCAGCUUCCCAAAGUGCUGGGAUUACAGGUGUGAUCCACUGCACCCGGCCGGCAUUAUGAUUUUGUGUACUCUUGAAAUGGUUAUCUUUGUGGAUGAUUUUUUUUUUUAAGCUGAAACUUACCUCAUGAAUAACUUGAUUAAAGUAGUAGGUGAUUAAAAUUUCAAUAGAAUCAAAUGAGACAAAAAUUUUAAACUGACUCAUUUGAGUUUCAACUUUACAGUCAUUGACCAUAAAGCACACUAAAAAUGUAAGUUAUUUUUAAAUACAUCUGAAAUAAAAAUACUUACUAAAAAGGAAGAAGCCGAAGAUGUAUAUUUAGACCAGCACACAAUUUUGAUUUCAAUUAGCCUUAUUCUAAUAUUUAGCUUUUAGAUCUUUCAUACACAUUUUCACGUACUUUGCAAUUGAGACCAGAAAGACUUGUAGGUCUUUCUGCAGAAUGAGUGGGUCCUUGCAAAGUGAGUGGGAAACUUACUCCUAGAUCAGAAAUGUUUGCCUCUCUGAGUAAAAUGUUUCUUUCAGAUGAGCCAUAGAGGGGGCACCUUUUACUCAACUUUUCUUUGUUUUGAAACUUUGUUUCCCAUACUGUUUUCAGCCUUUUGUUUAUAAUUAGAAAUUGUGAGAAGCUUCAUUUAGUGUUUAAAAAUGUGGGGAGAUAAAUCAGACUUAACAUGUAUGUAAGAUCAAUUCACUUAAAAGUAUGGUCCAAAUAGCAAAAAUAGGACCAGGUGAAACAUGUAGUCAUUUUUUAAAAACAUGUACUUGGUCUUUUGUGUGUGUCUGUUUUAUUCCAUUAGAAUAAAUGUGUCCUUGAUGUAAAUGCAAAGCAUUUCUUCCUGAUUAAAUUGUAGAUGUAGACUUUACAAUAUAAUUCAAUAAUAAAAAGUAAUUAACCUCUAGUUUUGUCGUUGCAAUAAAUGGUUUUCAGAUAGCACAAA